CGAGGCGCGCCCCACGAGACGAGAAGCCCAGCGAGAGUUGGCAGCGGCCGGGCGCCACCCAAAGUGACACGGAGGAAGGGGGCCCCAAGCAAGCGAGCGCGGACCGUCGCUCCUCCUACGGGCAUUCUGUUGGUGUGGAAAUUAUAGCUGUUGAAGGUGGAUUAAACACGUGGAUCUGUAGGUAGUGAGCAAGAAACAUACCAUGCCCGUCCUAUCUGAAGAUUCAGGUUUGCAUGAGACGCUUGCCCUCCUGACCUCACAGCUGAGGCCUGACUCCAAUCAUAAGGAGGAGAUGGUAUUCCUGAGAGACAUUUUUAGUGAGAGAAGCCUCAGCUGCUUAAUGAAAAUUCAUGAAAAAUUGUGCCAUUAUGAACAACACAGUCCGGUCCCAGUACUGCAUAGUGCCUCUGCUCUCGCUGAAGAUGUAAUGGAGGAAUUGCAGACUGCACCAAUGAAUAAUGAUGAAAAGGAACUGCUUCAGCUGCUCUCAACUCCUCAUCUCAGGGCGAUGCUUGUUGUGCAUGAUACUGUUGCUCAGAAGAAUUUUGAUCCUGUUCUUCCUCCAUUGUUGGAUAAUAUUGACGAUGAUUUUGAUGAAGAAUCAGUAAAAAUAGUUCGUCUAGUAAAGAAUAAAGAACCUUUGGGUGCAACAAUCAGGCGGGAUGAGCAGACAGGGGCUGUGAUUGUUGCCCGCAUCAUGAGGGGAGGGGCAGCUGAUCGCAGUGGUCUUGUCCAUGUUGGAGAUGAAUUACGGGAAGUUAAUGGAAUUGCUGUACUUCACAAACGACCGGAAGAAAUUAGCCAGAUUCUGGCUCAAUCCCAGGGAUCAAUAACACUAAAAAUUAUUCCAGGCAUCAAAGAAGAAGAUCGUCUGAAGGAUAGCAAGGUAUUCAUGAGAGCACUUUUCUCCUACAAUCCAAAAGAGGAUAAAGCUAUCCCAUGUCAGGAGGCAGGGCUACCUUUUCAGAGAAGGCACAUCUUGGAAGUGGUUAGCCAAGGUGACUCAACGUGGUGGCAGGCCAAACAUGUGGGUGACACAAACCUUUGGGCAGGUCUGAUUCCUUCUAAACAGUUCCAAGAAAGGCGCUUAAUGUAUAGAAGGACCAUCGGGGCAUUGCACAAUUCCAGAAGUGUUACAAAGCCAUACUAUGAUCAGUCUUCUGAGAAAGAAGACUGUGACUGUGAGGGUUACUUCAAUGGACAAUACAUAGCUGGCUUGCGACGAAGUUUCCGAUUGAGCCGAAAGGAGAAGCAGAGCGAUCCAAAUGAAGUCAAACAAACAGAACAAAACUCCACUCCAGAACUUCUCACAUAUGAGGAAGUCAUCAAAUACCAGCAGCAGCCUGCUGAAAGGAAGAGAUUGGUGGUUUUAAUUGGUUCUUUGGGGUCUCGGUUAAAUGAACUCAAGCAGAAAGUAGUGGCAGAAAAUCCACAAGAAUAUGGAGUUGCUGUGCCACAUACCACAAGGACCAAGAAGAGUCAUGAAAAGGAGGGCGUAGAAUACAACUUUGUUUCAAAACAAUCAUUUGAGACUGAUAUACAGCACAACAAGUUUGUAGAACAUGGAGAAUAUAAGGAAAAUCUUUAUGGGACAAGCCUGGAGGCGAUACAGUCUGUCAUGUCUAAAAAUAAAGUUUGCCUUGUGGAUGUUGUGCCUGAGGCAGUGAAGCACUUAAGGACAGCCGAAUUCAAGCCCCAUGUGGUCUUUGUAAAACCUCUUGUCUCUGAAAAGAAAAAGAACACGCCAGCCUCUCUGCUGACAGAGGACAUUUUUGUCCCGCUUGAUGAGGAGCAGCAAGAGAUGAUGAACUCAGCAGCCUUCAUUGAGGAACAAUAUGGCCACUUAAUCGAUACUGUCCUGUUGAAGGAAGAUCUCCAGAGUGCCUGCAGCCAAUUGAAAACCAUAUUGGAGAAACUGAACACAGACUGUUUUUGGGUGCCUGUCUCUUGGGUCAAGUUGUAGUCAGCCAUGUUACGCCAAAAAAGAAGAUGUAUUCCUGUUUGAUAAUAAUAAUUUGUAAAUAGAAUGGAUGGUUAAAAAGGGAAAAUGCUGCUGCAGCAGCCAGCCAGUUUGAAAAGCUGGAAAGAGAAUCUGUCUGCAGCUAAAACCAUAUUCUGAUUAAUCACUUCAUCUACAAGAAUGGAGUGAAAAAACUGCACGAUACAAUCCAGGGUAUGUGUGAUUCCUUUUAGGCAGCAGUUCUAGAUAUUUGAAUGCUGUUUCAAGCUCCGUGACCGAGAUUCAAACUGGGGUCAUCUUGACAAAGAUUAAAUAGCUGGGAAACAUUACAGAGUAAAUUAUGCCAACUCUGAAUCUUCCACAAUCAAUAAUAAAUGAGAGAGUCUUUCAAUUAAGGGUUAUAAUAUCAGAUAAUACAAUAAUAUUCCCCGCUCCUCCUAUUGGUUGGCCAAGCGGAAUCAAAAGAGCAUUAGAAGUGACAGUUGAUACUUUACUAGAAGAUAAGUCUUCCUGGCCACCUGCAAAGGCUUUAAUAAUUUUGUAUGAAAAUUAGCCAUGCUGUAUAUUCUCUAUAUAACUAUAUUUUGAGACAUUCGUGAUUUAGUGGGAUUUUCUCUCGGGAUUAUCUCAGUAAACUGCUUAAGCAAUGUGUUAAAUUAUGAAGUCAAGGCAUUGGAAAGUGUCUCAGUUCUAAUCAAAGGACCACAAAUUUCUCACGAGAAAAGCUGGAAAAGCAUUUCUCCUCUAUUUCUGCAUUGUUAUGGGCUGUAAAUGCUGAGGUAUCUGUUUUGUAGGCUAAUCAGUUACCCAUUUUAAGUCAGCUUUAACUUAUGCAAGUGGUCUGAAUUUUUAAAAGUGCAAAGGAUGUUUGAUAUAAGCUCGACCUUGCAGAAUGAUAGCUGCAGAGCUAUCAGGAAUCAGAACUACCCAAUGUCCAAGCCUGUCUGUGACUAGCAUAAUACUGGAUUUGCUGUGCAAAGAUACAAUUGGGCACAGAGUUCAGCAUCCAGAAAUUCACUUUGAAGGCCAAGAAAAAAUUUAGCUCUUCCAAUGAUUGAAAAUGUAUAGUUUUUGUUUGCUUUUCUGGACUUGGUAAAUAUCUGAAGUGGAACAUCUUUCAAUUCUAAGAAUUGAGGUGAAGGACCAUCAGAACUCUGAAGCACCACAACUAGCCUUUUCCAGAUCUCCCUAUUCAGUAUGAUUGGGUCAUCAUAAACACAUACAAGUUGUCCACCAUGUUUUGCUUUGUUUAAUUCUUCUUGUAGAAUGAUAAUUUUUUUUGCAGAUAAUGUUGCUUUAGUGAUUAAAAGGGAGGGUUAGUUCUUGUGAGAAAGUGCUUGACGUUUCUGUAUUUUUCUUGUUCUCUUUUGUUCCACUUUUGUACUGGUUUUUCUGUUCCACUAUGUUUUUUGUGCAUUUCUCUGUAAAGAAAAUAUUUCCCAUUGGAAAAAAAUAAUCAUCAAUCUUCCUAGAA
This is a messenger RNA of Thamnophis sirtalis, 3434 nucleotides long. It is a transcript of the gene MPP3, whose product is annotated as MAGUK p55 scaffold protein 3. NCBI's taxonomy places the organism in Eukaryota, Metazoa, Chordata, Lepidosauria, Squamata, Natricidae. Gene Ontology annotation, molecular function: protein binding. The record is from RefSeq and is a predicted model, not a curated record.